AUGAUCACUUUCUUCGAUAGGCUCAACGCUCAGGUAUACUCUCCCCUCUUUCUCUGCGCAGUCGCCGCUUCAUCGGUCGGGACAUGGUUUCGUCUCGAAGGCUCAGGUCAUGUUCGUGAACGUGAAGGUUCCAGAUUCCUGACCGAAAUCAGAGCUGGCGUUACUACAUGGGCAGCUAUGGCUUACAUUAUAUCCGUUAACGCGUCUAUUAUCUCCGAUACUGGAGGAACCUGUGUCUGCACCUCCCCAAACUUCUGUGCAACCGAUGACGUUUACCUGAGUUGCGUGGCAGAGGUCAAACGCGACCUCAUCACAACUUCUGCUGCUGUCUCUGCUCUGGCUUCUGUUCUCAUGGGUGCUCUCGCAAAUUUACCUGUCGGCAUGGCACCAGGAAUGGGUCUCAAUGCAUAUUUUGCAUACUCCGUUGUAGGUUAUCACGGAAGUGGCUUCAUUUCAUACCGUGAGGCACUCGCAGCUGUAUUUUUAGAAGGGUGGGUAUUCUUUUUCCUUUCCCUUCUCGGCCUUCGGCAAUGGCUGGCACGUAUUAUGCCGCAAUCUCUUGUGCUUGCGGUCGGUGCUGGUAUUGGCUUGUACAUCGCUUUUAUUGGUUUAACAUCUGGCGGUCUUAAUGUAAUCGGGGGUAGUACCACUAAUUUCGUUGGUUUGGGUGGAUGUAACUCAAACGACUGGGUUGACGGCCUGGAUUAUUACUGUGGGUCCAAAGUUAUGCGGAGCCCCACAGUCUGGCUCGGUAUCUUCGUCGGAGGUAUCCUCACUGUCAUCCUGAUGCUUUACCGCGUCAAGGGCGCCAUCAUCAUCGGUAUCUUCCUCACUUCGAUCAUUUCAUGGCCGCGCCCAACCUCUGUGACAUACUUUCCUCACACCGCUGCUGGUGAUGACCUCUUCAAUUUCUUCAAACAAGUCGUUACGUUCCAUCCUUUGACCAAAAUCGGGAACGCCCUUGAUUACACUAGUUACAAGAAUGGUAAUGUGUGGUAUGCCCUUGUCACGUUCCUCUACGUCGAUAUUUUAGACACAACCGGUACUCUUUACUCCAUGGCUAAAUUCGCGGGCCUGCGUGACCCUGUUACACUCGACUUUGAAAACUCUACCAUCGCAUAUUGCGUCGACGCCUUCUCCAUCAGCAUGGGCGCUCUGAUGGGCACCAGUCCCGUAACUGCAUUUAUUGAAAGUGCCACUGGUAUCUCUGAGGGUGGAAAGACUGGUAUUACAGCUGUCGUCACCGGACUCUUAUUCUUCGUUUCCGUCUUCUUCGCUCCCAUAUUUGCAUCGAUCCCUUCAUGGGCUACGGGUGGUGCACUUGUUAUCGUGGGCUCGUUGAUGAUCCGAACUGUGCGAGACAUCAACUGGGACUACAUUGGUGAUGCAGUCCCUGCGUUCCUUACCAUCCUCAUGAUCCCAAUGUCAUACAACAUCGCCUAUGGUGUCAUCACUGGGAUCUUCUCCUACGUUAUCAUCAACGGCUCCGUCUGGAUCGUGCGCAAAGCCAGCCACAACCGCAUUUCGCCGCCCAGCUACGACGCCUCAGAGCCUUGGGUGAUCCCUCCAGGUGGAAUCAUCCCCCCUUACAUGAAAGUCCUUCUCGCACGUUACCGAAGGAGGAACGAGGGUAGUGGUGGCGACUACCCAUUCCAAGUGCGAAACCGUCAACGUUCGCUCUCCGUCGAUACCGCAUCACAAGACAACGGAGAGGGCGCGAAAGCCUCUAGCUACGCAGAGACCGCCGAAAAGUAAAUAAUCCUCGAGCCCUACCCUGCACUCUCCACCCUGCACUUUCCCUACACCUUGCAGCCCCCAUCCAAAGUCCUUCUGCGAUGCCCGUUCCCCAUCUCCCAUCUUCAAAAUUUGAAAAUGGUUCAGAGUCUACAAAGGAUGCGGACUUGUCUCUCUCCCUCUCUCCUCCCCAGCAACUUCGGAGUCCCAUCCGUCCUGUCCUUCACGUGUUCAUAAAAAUGUUUUGUAAACUGAGAUUUCUCUGACUUUGUUUUUAUUGUCUAUUCUGUUACUUUUUUUUAAAAUAUCUGUUAUCUGUUUAUCUGUUUUCUACCCUAUCUAGCUCAUACUCGAGGGUGUGUGUGGUGCCGGCGGACGGUGCUUCACCCCAGCGUGGUUUUUUAUAUAUAGUGUAUCGUAUUGCUUGGACAAGGUAUCGUAUUACUUGGACAAGUUGUGAAAAAGUUGGGUGGAGGUUGUUGUCGAUGUUGUUGUUGUUGUUGUUUUUGGAAUAGAUGUGUUUUACUUUAUGUUUCUUCCGACAACAUGCAUGACAUUGUAUUGUGCUGUC
This is a messenger RNA of Serpula lacrymans var. lacrymans S7.9, 2305 nucleotides long. RefSeq lists its product as uncharacterized. The record is from RefSeq and is a predicted model, not a curated record. Gene Ontology annotation, biological process: transmembrane transport. Gene Ontology annotation, molecular function: purine nucleobase transmembrane transporter activity. Bases 1 to 1755 code for a protein of 584 amino acids. Gene Ontology annotation, cellular component: plasma membrane. Lineage: Eukaryota; Fungi; Basidiomycota; Agaricomycetes; Boletales; Serpulaceae. The transcript is spliced from 17 exons.